UUCGUAAAUGCACAGACAGAAGAGAACAGACGUUAGCUAGCUCCAAACAAACGGUAUAGUCUAAAAAUGAGCAAACUUUUAUAUCUGGCCCUAUUGGUCAUCCUGGUAUCGAAUUGCCUUGGAGACUUGAGGUUUUCGGCUUUCAACAUUCAGACUUUUGGUGUUUCAAAAAUGGACAAACCAGAAGUUGUCGAUACUCUGGUUGACAUUAUUUUAAGGUAUGAUCUUGUACUUAUCCAAGAGAUUCGAGACAGCAGUGGUAAAAGCAUUAUUGAACUUUUAAACGAAGUAAAUGAACAUUCUUCGUGCGAUCCGUAUGCUCUCGAAAUUGGUGCCAGGGCUGGACGAUCCUCGUACAAGGAACAGUAUGCAUUCAUAUACAAGCGUAGCAAGCUCAGUGUCAGCGACAAAUACGAGUACGACGACGGUCCAGAGGGCUAUACACCAGCCAUCGAUGAGUUUAUUCGUGAGCCGUUUGUGGUGCGAUUCAGUUCACCGGAAACCUGCGUAAAGGACUUUGCCGUCGUACCUAUUCACACUUCACCUGACUUUGCAGAAGCAGAAGUUGAUAGCCUAACUGAUGUAUACGAUGAUGUAGUCGCAAAAUGGGGCAUUGAGGACGUCAUAAUUGCAGGGGACUUUAACGCCGAUUGUUCCUACAUCACGUCCUCCGAAUGGGAUUCCAUUCGCUUACGUACUCAAACAAGGUUUGAUUGGUUGAUUGGGGAUGAUGUAGAUACAACAGUAUCGUCAACAGAUUGUGCUUACGACAGAUUUGUUAUUGCUGGUUCUAAUAUGAAGGCCAGCUAUACACGUAGAUCUGCUGGAACAUUCAACUUCGACACAUUCUAUGGACUCAGCGAAUCCGAGGCAAAAGCUGUCAGUGAUCAUUACCCAAUUGAGAUGACGUUGAAAAGUUCCUGCUAAACCUCUAAAAUGCACCCAAACCAGCUUACUGACGAAAACCUUAGAACACAACUCAACGUAACUUAAAGCGUUUCGAAGUACAUAACUAAUUUAAUUUACUUUUAAAUCUUAUCAGUUUGAUUAGUAUAGACCCACAGAAAACCGCUUUUAAUUACUUACCUAGAUGUUGUUUUUUAGGAAGGUAAAUAAAAUCACAAUAAAUGAUUUGUUGUGUAUCGAGACAGCCUAACUGUUUGUUUUAAGCAAAAUACUGAGAUUUAGUUUGUGUAAAGCAUCGUGUGUGUAUGUUUGUCUUGAUUGCCACCUACAAGUAGGACAGUGAUAUAUUCGCUAUUGACAAUCCUUGGCACAUGCAUUGUGUGCCUAAAUAAAUAAUAAAAAUGAAUAAAAUAAAAUAAGGUAAAAUGAAUGUAACUAAAAAUUUGUUUUAAUUGUUUACCAUUUAGUAGCGUUUUGAAAUGUUACUAGACAAACACAAGAAUGAAUCCUUAAUGACCUUUGUCCCAACCCUGAACACCAUAAAGCCUUGGUUCUUAGUAGGCGGCCCACAGGCCAAUUUGUACUUACAUGUAUAGACAGCUAAUGAACCAAAGAACAGUGUUUAUAAAAAUACAUUUCGAUUGUCCUGCAAAUAA
Molecule: messenger RNA, 1562 nt
Organism: Anneissia japonica
Lineage: Eukaryota; Metazoa; Echinodermata; Crinoidea; Comatulida; Comatulidae
Product: deoxyribonuclease-1-like
Exons: 7
Coding region: 67-927 (286 amino acids)
Biological process (GO): DNA catabolic process
Cellular component (GO): nucleus
Molecular function (GO): DNA nuclease activity
Source: RefSeq, a predicted model, not a curated record